Messenger RNA from Dibothriocephalus latus, 567 nucleotides. The record is from the annotation of a GenBank genome assembly. NCBI's taxonomy places the organism in Eukaryota, Metazoa, Platyhelminthes, Cestoda, Diphyllobothriidea, Diphyllobothriidae.
GUCUUGGAGUCUUUUCGAAUAAUGGACUAUUCCUUCCUUCUGGGCAUCCACAACCUCGAUCAAGCCGAGCGUGACCGACAAGCUUACAUAACAAAGCGGCAGACAACGGAUAAUGCCAAGUCGCCGACCUCCCUAACCGAAAGCCAAGGCGACGAAGGUGUUGGUACGCUCUCCGAACCGGCACCAAAUCGAGCCAGUGCUUCCGGUGAAGUAAGAUCCACUACACCCUCCAGUCUCAUCGGUACCCGCAACACCACACCCCCCAAGACCGCCUCACCCUUCCUCCGCAAUCCAUUCCGCGCGAAAUUUCAAAAACGCAUCACUGCCUAUUCCACCGCCAUGGAAUCCAUUGAGGCAAAGGCGGAGCCCGUCGAAGUGGAACCCGACGAGCGCAGCCAUAUUCUGAUGGGUGGAAUUCCGGCUCGCAGUAAAUCCGGUGACCGCCUCUUCCUGUACAUCGGCAUCAUUGACAUCCUCCAAAGUUAUCGCGUCAUAAAGAAAAUGGAGCACACUCUGAAGUCCGUCGUCACCGAUGGGUUCAUUCACGUAACUACACACCUACAGUAG